UCAUGUACUGUAGUUUGUCCAAUUAUUGUUGCCGUAGCCAAUGCGUUGAACAUUCAACUUCCAUCUAUCAGCACCCUGAGUUAUGUCAGCGUUAUUGCGGUCAGGACGGGGUUUGUUCUCAUUUAAAUACUUAAUUCUUUUGUAUCACUGCGUAAACGUAGCUAAUGAAUUCUUGGAGUCCAUUUAAAAUGGUAUCACUCUGAAAUGUCUCCAGUUUUAUCUUAGCUUGCUAGUCGCUAACGAAGCCACGCAGAAGUUAGCAACAAAACGCUAAUCGCAGAUCAAGUGUGAGUGUAAAGUGACGUGAUUGCAUGAAACGACGAUAGCGAUACAGAGGACGAGGCUGAACUUUCUCCAACUAACACACUUGACAACGUCAACUCCCGGACGGACGCUGUUUUCGAAAAGCCUCAAGUUGCGUUUCAGCAGCCACACAGACAAUGGCUGAUGGCGGCAGCAUCGGGAUCUGCUUCACAGAGCCCCCCUGCGUCAAAGAGGAAGAGGAGCAGCACUACAUCAGUGAGGCGGGAGAGCAGCUUCAAGGGCUGCACUUCCCGGUGAUUCGUGUCAUCGUGAAGAGUGAAGAUGAUGAGGACAAAGGUCAGGGUGAGCACAAUAGUGGGACAGGACCUCCGAGUAGCAGCUCGAGUCAAAAGGUGACAGCAGAAGACGAUGGCCGUCACUGCAGAGGAUCCCCAGCAGGCAGCCACCUCACCCAACUAUUAGAUAGCGACGAGGCAACAUCACACUAUCCUGACACUGAUGAUGAACACGCUAAAGGGGAUGUCAACCAACCCUUGAAAUGUUCUCAAUGUGACAAAACGUUUGGCCACAAAAAGAAUCUGAAAAGACACAUGAGAUAUCACACUGGGGAAAAACCAUUCGUCUGCUCAUUCUGCGGUCAAGCAUUCUACGAGAAGGCCCAUUUGACAACGCACACAAGAACACACACUGGCGAAAAGCCAUUUUCAUGCUCAAUCUGCGACAAAAUAUUUUGUGACCGCUCAGCGUGGGUUGUUCACCAGCGAACGCACACCGGAGAGAAACCUUUUACCUGCUCAAUUUGUGGUAAAAGUUUCCCGCGCAGGGAAAAUCUAAGAACGCACACAAGAACACACACUGGAGAAAAGCCUUUUACGUGCGCUGUCUGUAAAACCAGUUUUACUGUUCGCUCCACAUUGGUUCAACACAUGAGAACGCACACUGGUGAGAAGCCUUUUGCAUGCUCAGAUUGUGGCACAAGAUUCUCUCAAAAGACGCACUUAAAAAAUCACAUGAGAACACACACUGGGGAAAAACCCUUUACAUGCCCGUUUUGCGACAAACGUUUCUCUGUGAAAGGAAGUUUGAUAACACACGUAAGAACACACACUGGAGGGAUGUGAUAUGUUGAGUCAAAAUCCAGAACAUGUUUGAUUGACAUAUGAACAGAUCCUUUCUUAACAAUUUCACUUCAGUCACCCCGUUCCCAUGAGACACCGUCCAGAUUUUGUUCACAUUUAUUCUAUUUACAGUAUUUUACACUGCAAUAUUGGAAUGCAGAGAGGAACAUACAGUAUAUAUAUCAUGAGUUAUUUUUUAAAAUGUAGUCAUUUCUUUUGCCCUGUUGUCUGCAGCAAUCAAUACCAGAUUAAUAGAUCACUAGACCAUCACUGAUUGAUUUUUGGCACAGCAAUGGCGCAGUAUGCGAAAUGUACUUUUGAAUUGUACCAGAGUCUGUGUCUGAACGCUCUUCCAUAUUUUGUCAUGUAAUGGAUACACUUAAUGUUAUCACAUGUACUGUACACAAGGACAAGACAAUUGUGGACUGCCAUCUAAAAUGAAAUUCACAAGAACAUGUCAAAGAUGUAUCGUAGUUCAGGAUGGAUGCUAUUACGUCAUUCGUUGUCUCAGCUGAUGUCUUGUAAUGUAUGAAGAAGGUUUGUGGAUUCAAAUGGGUUGGACAGCAAUAAAACCAAAUUGAUUGCUGGAACAUA
Hippocampus comes (tiger tail seahorse) is the source of this 1976-nucleotide messenger RNA. RefSeq names its product oocyte zinc finger protein XlCOF6.1-like. Lineage: Eukaryota; Metazoa; Chordata; Actinopteri; Syngnathiformes; Syngnathidae. The transcript has 2 exons. The coding region runs from base 441 to 1385 and encodes 314 amino acids. Gene Ontology annotation, biological process: regulation of transcription by RNA polymerase II. The record is from RefSeq and is a predicted model, not a curated record. Gene Ontology annotation, molecular function: RNA polymerase II cis-regulatory region sequence-specific DNA binding; DNA-binding transcription factor activity.